UUCUUCCUCCUUAAUUUCAACAUUAAUUCCCUCUUAAAACACAUCUAAUUCCUGCCCCGCUUUCAACAUCUUUCUCAAAAUUUGUACGUAGCUAGCGAUGGGGGACAAGGCAACAUUGGCAAAGGCAAGAAUGGAGCUUGAAGACAUGUAUCAAGGGAUACCAGAUGAGUCAGUCAACCUCACUUUCCAAGACUUUGCAGAGCUCCAACUAAACCGAAUCGCAUCAUCCGAAAAGAAAAAACCAAACCCAAUAUUAUUGGAUCCCAUUUCUAAGCUCAAAUAUACCACACAACCCUCCUCCCCCUCUCCUUUGACCAAACUCCCAAGCCUUGACUUCAACAGAGCCCUGCAGGCAUCCAACAUUAACCACAGCCACCACCAUGUUGACCAUGCAGGUCCAUAUGGAGGUCAUGUCAAUCAUCAUCUUGAUCAUCACCAGAUGAACAGCCAUCAUGACCUCGGACAUGAUCAUGGCAUGCACCAUGGCCAUGCAUCUCGAGGGAGUCAUGGCCAUAACCAUGAUCAAGGUCAUGGUCAUGAUGGCCAUGUCAUAAAUAAUCAUCAUAUGAAUAGUCCAACUGGCCCGACAUGUCAUGCCGGCGGCGGAUUGAGGCAUGGGUUGGAGACUAGCAUGGGGGCUUAUGAUCAUGAUGUGAGUGGUAUAAGCAUGGCUUCCGGCGUGUAUAACCGGCAGCAAGACAGAGGAGGACGGAGGAGGCCUGGAAUUCCCCACUCGAAUAUCUGCACUCUUUGCAGCACCUACAUCUAUAUUUUCCGCCACCGUUGCUUGGUUUGUGGAAGAGUGUAUUGUAGACAAUGUGUGAUGUUAGGGAUGGGAGAAAUGACAGAAGGUAGAAAAUGCGUUGAAUGUUUAGGGAGGCGAUUCAGUCAAAGGUACAUACAAAGAGCAGGAAAGGUUGGAUGUUUUUCAAGGUAUCCCCUCAUUGUGAAGCAAGCUGAGCUGAAAUGGGCUGAGAAAGGGCCAAGAAGGAGCGGCGGCAACAACGGGGCCUAUGGCGGGAGCACGAUGAUGUCACCGAGAUCACGAAGUCCCAUGGCCCCGGUGACUCCACGGACCCCAAACACAGCGCAUAAUACAAGCAGUAGCCCAAAUUCUUUUGUCAUGAAUAGUUCAUCCUAUUCUCCUUAUUCACCAACUCACCGUCACCACCUCCCUUUUUAGAGUCUCUCUCUCUCUUUGGGUUUCUUAUGUUACUCAACUUAUUUCCCAAACAAUUUUUCCGAUGUUUUAUCUUGGAUUUUGCUUAAUUAAUUUAUUGUGGAUCUUAGUUUUGUAUAACAACUUAUAGAAAUGAUAUAUAUUUCAUGGAUGAUGAUGGUAUU
Molecule: messenger RNA, 1344 nt
Organism: Prunus persica (peach)
Lineage: Eukaryota; Viridiplantae; Streptophyta; Magnoliopsida; Rosales; Rosaceae
Exons: 3
Coding region: 98-1183 (361 amino acids)
Source: RefSeq, a predicted model, not a curated record